Molecule: messenger RNA, 840 nt
Organism: Drosophila elegans
Lineage: Eukaryota; Metazoa; Arthropoda; Insecta; Diptera; Drosophilidae
Product: glycine-rich selenoprotein
Exons: 3
Coding region: 128-457 (109 amino acids)
Biological process (GO): endoplasmic reticulum calcium ion homeostasis; calcium ion transport
Cellular component (GO): endoplasmic reticulum membrane; Golgi apparatus
Source: RefSeq, a predicted model, not a curated record
UUUUUUGAUUGCAGUGACGUACUUAUCGGUUUGCCUAUACCUAGUCAUGUUUUAGAAAUGAAACUGUUGUAAAAUCUGUUUAAUUUGCGCAAUAAAUUAAGCGGGUUUCAAGCAUCCUGUAUGCGCCAUGGUGUACAUCGACCAUAAUGGGCGCGUGUGGGAGAAGCGACCUUGGGACUGGCGACGGAUAGUGGAGCUCUUGAUGGGAAUAUGGUUCGCCAUCAAACAACUAUUCGUGACGUUCCUGGCUCCCUUCACAGCCCCCGAUAACAACCCCAACCAACGACGCGGUAAUAACUGGGGCGGCGGUGGAGGAGGAGGUGGCUGGGGUGGUGGCGGAGGUGGUGGCGGAGGAGGUGGUGGUGGAGGAGGAGGGCAAGGAGGAUUAAGGCCAAACCGCCGAAUUGGACGCAUACAGCCGUCGAUGAGCUGCAAUAUGCCUGCGGCAGGCGGAUGAGGAUAGUAGCGACAUCCGGUCCCACAUUUGUGGGCGGAUGUCGCGCCGACAGAAGACUGUAAGCGCCAAGCAGCACCAAAACUGGCUCAGAAGUCACGGUUUGUCCGGCUCCAGUAGCACCUAUGACGCAGUCCUCUUAAACUCGGACUCGAGCGGAGAACUGCCGAAAGAUGUAUCGUCGAUUUCUGGGCUCGCUGCUUGCGUGGCCGUCGUCGGUUUACAUAUGUACAUGUGUAUGUACUAGCUCCAAUAUAGUUACAGGUUUUUAUGUGAAUUUAGUAAUGAAAAGUACAUACAUAUUUAAAGUUCAAAGUAACAGUGCCAAGAACUUUUUAUAUGUAUUGUUAUUCCUGCGAAAUAAAUAUGUAGAUAAAAACCAAAAA